This is a messenger RNA of Carassius auratus (goldfish), 1362 nucleotides long. Its product is annotated as forkhead box protein E1-like. Lineage: Eukaryota; Metazoa; Chordata; Actinopteri; Cypriniformes; Cyprinidae. The transcript has a single exon. The coding region runs from base 273 to 1202 and encodes 309 amino acids. Gene Ontology annotation, biological process: regulation of transcription by RNA polymerase II; anatomical structure morphogenesis; cell differentiation. Gene Ontology annotation, molecular function: DNA-binding transcription factor activity, RNA polymerase II-specific; RNA polymerase II cis-regulatory region sequence-specific DNA binding. The record is from RefSeq and is a predicted model, not a curated record.
GUGAAGUCAGUCAGGUAUCGAGUCCUCACUUCUCUCUGCAGCCGUGCGAAGAACAACAUCACAUCACGGCUGUUUGUGUGAAGGCUUGCUCCUGGAAGAAGUGUAAGGACACACCUGACAUCUCAAAGGAUCAUUCGGCUCAGGGAUUUUAAAGUCUGCAUUAUGACUGGUAUUUUCUCACCAGAAGCGAAGAAGAUUUGUUGCCCCUGACAGAGAGAGGAGAGAGAAGUGAAACAGCGAGGGACACUCGAGAGCUUCCUGGAGCCAGAGUCAUGCCUGUGGUGAAAGUAGAGAGCGGUUCUCCUUCUGAAAGCACUCUUCCGCUGAACGACGGUCAGAAAGGCCGUCGGAGGAAGAGACCCCUACAGCGAGGCAAACCUCCGUACAGCUACAUCGCUCUGAUCUCCAUGGCCAUCGCCAACUCGCCCGACCGCAGGCUCACUCUGGGCGGCAUCUACAAGUUCAUCACCGAGAGGUUUCCCUUCUAUCAAGACAACUCCAAGAAAUGGCAGAACUCCAUCCGCCAUAACUUGACCCUCAACGACUGCUUCAUCAAAGUCCCCCGAGAGCCCGGCCGACCCGGAAAGGGCAACUACUGGGCGCUGGAUCCCAACGCCGAAGACAUGUUUGAGAGCGGAAGCUUUCUACGACGGCGGAAGCGAUUCAAGCGCAGCGACUUCACCACGUACUCGCCGUACGUGCACGAGUCUCCCGUCUUCUCCCCGGUCCAGAUCACACGCUCGGUCUACCCCAACAUGAGCCCAGCGGCCUUCUACCAGUCCUCGCCGAGCUUCAGCGCCGCUCAGUCCAGGGUCUUCAGGAUCAACUCUCUGGUGGGGUCAGAGAUGAUGCCUCAGCAGUCCUGCCACAGCUUCAGUCCGGAGAGUUUCCAGCAUCCGUCCUGCAGCUCCAGCUCCUCCAACAACAUGUCCUUCUCCUACUCCAGCUCCGGACACGGACACGCUCAGGUAUCCUAUCCUCAAGGCAGCGGCCAGGCCUUCUGCUCGUCGGGGAGGAUGGCCAUCUCCAGUUUGUCUCCCAUCGCCGGAGAUGCUGUCGGAGACCCCUACAGCAGAACGUCUCCGGCGCAGCUGGGCUCUUUUGUUCAGUACAAUAACUCUGCAUCAGUAGGGAGCUCAGGAGCCUACAUCAGGCAUCCAGCUUACUCCGGUAACAUGGACCGGUUCGUGUCUGCCUCCUGAACAAUGUUCUCCUCUGUGAGAACCGCUGGCACACGAGAGUGAAUAUGAAAACCAUGAUAUUUAAACUGAUGUUGCUAUUGUUUGUGAUUCCAUCAGAUUCCAUGUUGUUAACCUCAAUGGACGCUUGUACAGACCUUUCCUAUUACGACAUUGUAAAAAG